AUGCGGGGCUCGAGUUUCUACCGCGGAGGGGCUUCGGGAGCUCCGUCACCCUCGUCAUGGUUUGAGAUCCGUCUCUUCUAUGUCCGGAUAACUCCUUGCAUCGCCGACGCUACCCCUCCCCACCUCACCCUAUCCUACCUCCGCCGGGAGAUCGGUGUGGCCCUGGAGAUCAACGGGGCGAGGGUUCCGGCGUCGGAUCCGACUUCCAUCUUUCUCCGGAGGGACCGCGUCGAUCGGGGGGCCUCCGAGGUGACCUAUGUCAGCACAGACAGCGUCCGGCUAUCUGGGGCGGUCGACUUCGAAGUUCGGGACGGGGAUGACCUUCUGCUCUGUGGCGCCUUGGAGAGAAUGGAUACGCCGUGGGGAAACGGCGUUGUGCACAAUCAUCCAGGGCCUUUGGCGACGACUCUGUCAUCUGAUCAGGAUCCGAAAACUGGGUGGGGUAUGGACUGCUAUUCGGCUGCAUCUUUGGCAUCGUCAGCGUUUGUCCAGCCGAAGGUUGGGGCCAUGUUCCCCUCAAUUGAAGUCUAUGUGGCUGGUUGCUGCUCGGGUUUCCCCUUGAUCCUCACCCAGACCGUCCAACACAGCCCUAGGAGGAAGGUUUCAAGGCAGGGGACGUUGGAUGUAAUUCCUGAAGGUGAUGAGGCUAAUGGGAAGGAGCAAAGGAAAUCUGGCAGUGGAGAAAUUAACCGAAGAUCAUUAUCAUUGGUUAGUGAUUUGCCUAUUUCCAUAAUUUAAGGGGAGUUGACGAAAAUUACAAUUGUCUCUUUAAAUGAUUUGCGAGACUUAGUUAAUUUUUUUUUGAUGCUUCGUCAACUUCCAAGAAUGGAUUUUCUUAAUGCCUUCCAUUUAAUUUGAAAUUAAAGCUUCAGCUCGUUUUCUUGUUUGCAUAAUGUUAAUUAGUCUUCUACAACUGUAUCUUUUUACUUAAAGUUUCUAGAUGACAACAUGCAGGAUUGAAUUUCGUUAUCCACCGCAAAAUCUUUUGGUAAUUUUUUCACAAUAGGGUGAGAUUUAAUACUAAAGUAAUGAGUAUUAUUAAAAGGGCAGAAUAGAGAUGGCAUGAGACAUUUUAUUACUGCUUAUUCACCUCAGGAAGGUCUGCUUGUGUGCUGAUUUUUUAUUGAAAUCCAUGGUCGACGAAUAUCAAUGUCUCAUGCCAUCUCUAUUUGGUUUAUUCAAGUUUGGGAAUAAUUUAUCCGAAAAUAUGAAGCAGAAACGAAAUUGUAUUUUAAAUAAUCUUUGGAGACAAUUGAUUUCUAUGUUCUCAUUGAUAUCAGCAGCUCUCUGUUUUGUAGUUAAUAUAGCAGGUUCCUAACUAAAAGAUGACGUGGGGGAAUUGCCUUUUUAGUACAUUUUUUUUUCUCCGUUUGAGUUGAUGCAUUCGGUAUGCUCUGUAGAACUAAUCUUUGUUUGUGGAUGACUUAUUCUUGCUUAAGAAAUAUCUUAGAUUAACAUAUUACUAUGUAAAUUCAUGUUUACUUGUCCUGCUAGUCCAAACAGGAACGGAUCAAAUUCGAAACAAGGACAUGUAGACUGCUCAAACUGUUUGCAACUCUUUGAAAACAUUAAUUUUGACAUUAUAAUCCUAUAAAAGGCUAUUCUGAGGACGACAUUUAUUUGCGUUAACAAGAUGACCUGGGGGUUGAGAAAUCUAUUAUAUGGAAUAAUCAUUAUCAGAUGCUAAUAUGAAUGAGCUCCUGUUUUCUGUAUACAAGGAGAUGAAUGGUAUCAGUGGAAUUAUAGUGAUGGGUCAAUCUGAGAAUAAUUUGUUUGAGGUAGUUCUCUGUAGACCACAAGACAGACAAAGUCUUGAGACCCUGUAACUUUUCCCAUAAAGUUUGAAUAUACGCACUGUGGUAAAUAGAAUUGAAACCGUCAUUAAAAUCUUUGAGAAAGAAACCGUGAUUCAAAACGAACCUGGAAUAUUGACUUUUUGGUCAAAGGCUUAAAACAGUGGUAAACUGACUUGAACAUGUUCAGGAUUUCCUAAUCUGGUAUCAAUCCAGAGUGGACAGCAUUUUACUUCCAUAGAGUGGGCAAAGCAUUCGGAACUUUUGAAACCAAUCUCAAGUCACAACCAUCUGUUGUUCUGAAACUCUGCUGUGACAAUCUUUUUUCUUCAAAUUCUUUAGAGAAGUUGGGAUGAUCAGAGGGGAAAUCUCACAGCAACGAGACGGCUUCUAUCAAAACCCAUUCUGUGGGCAUAUGUUAGUAAGAAGCAUUGGGAUUCAUUAUACCUGUGUAUUGGCUUCAUUUAAUUGUGUUCAAAUAUAGAAUAUAGUGAUGGAAAGUGUAUGAUCUUGAACUCUCGAUUCAUAUCAUCUGAUUUUCCACUUCCUUUGAUCCUCUAAUUUUGUGCUUAAUUUAUGGUUCUUGCACUUUCCGCAGCUUGCUUGUUUUUAUUGGUACAUUGGUCUCAGGAUAGCAUCCCUUAUCCAAAAUAAGAAAGUUUUUUCCAUUUCCCCGGCUCUCCUCAGCUCACAAGUACUGAAACUCUCUGGUGGAAUCCUCCUGCAGGUAAUGGAAGGCGAGAGCGAUGAAGCAGAGAUGGAGGAGAAGAUGGUGCGAGGCCUGUACAGUGAGGAAGACGGGCAGCUCUCGUGGUUCAACGCCGGGGUGCGGGUCGGUGUGGGGAUCGGGCUGGGGAUGUGCCUGGGCCUGGGCCUUGGCGUCGGGCUGCUCAUGCACUCGUACCAGGCCACCACCCGGAACUUCAAGAGGCGGUUCUUCUGA
Spirodela intermedia is the source of this 2736-nucleotide messenger RNA. The record is from the annotation of a GenBank genome assembly. Lineage: Eukaryota; Viridiplantae; Streptophyta; Magnoliopsida; Alismatales; Araceae.